GUUUCUUCUUCUCUUCAUUAUCCUCAAAGUCGCUGGAGAGUGAGUGAACUCAUCCUCUAACUUCUUCCGCCAUAGCCACAAAUGCUUAGUCUCUCAAUUGCAACGCCGGGGACGGCGGCGAUUUUCCGUAGAGGAACUGCUUCGUCGACUUCAACUUCGUCCUCGUUCCAUGGUGUAAGAAUCCAGCAGCAGGUUUCUGCUCGCGUGCCCGCGGCGGCGGCGGCGGUGGUUUCGUCGUCUCGUAAACCGGCGGUGGUGAUGAUGUCGAAAAGAGAGGCGGAAUUGAAAGAGAUAAGAUCGAAGACUACGGAGCAGUUACAAGAGGAGGUUGUUGACCUUAAAGGAGAGCUUUUUAUGCUCCGUCUUCAGAAAUCGGCGAGGAACGAGUUCAAAUCUAGUGACUUUCGUCGAAUGAAGAAACAAGUAGCGCGGAUGUUGACGGUAAAAAGAGAGAGGGAGAUCAAAGAAGGGAUAAAGAAAAGGUUGUCGAGGAAACUUGACCGGCAGUGGAAGAAAAGCAUUGUACCAAGACCACCUCCUUCUCUGAAGAAGCUUCAAGAGGAAGAAGCUGCAGAAGAAGCAGCUGAAGCUGCCAAAUCUGCUUGAUAACCACACCACCAUCUAUUGUCUCUCUGUCUCUCUCUCUAUUGUAUUUUAAACCUCGAGAUUGUUUGUUUACUCCCCUGUUGCUAUUGUUGCUGAACCAUCUUGUUUUUGUUCUUCCUCUUUUUUGUUUAUUGUAAACAUGAAUGAAGUAGUUUACAUGAAUUUUCAGUAAGUUUAAUUA
This is a messenger RNA of Camelina sativa (false flax), 787 nucleotides long. Its product is annotated as large ribosomal subunit protein uL29c. The record is from RefSeq and is a predicted model, not a curated record. Gene Ontology annotation, cellular component: ribosome; chloroplast. Gene Ontology annotation, biological process: translation. Gene Ontology annotation, molecular function: structural constituent of ribosome. NCBI's taxonomy places the organism in Eukaryota, Viridiplantae, Streptophyta, Magnoliopsida, Brassicales, Brassicaceae.